This is a messenger RNA of Oldenlandia corymbosa var. corymbosa, 1816 nucleotides long. The record is from the annotation of a GenBank genome assembly. Lineage: Eukaryota; Viridiplantae; Streptophyta; Magnoliopsida; Gentianales; Rubiaceae.
CGGCCAUUUAUUGGGCAUUCCAACAAACUCUUAAAAUUAAUUGCUACACAAAGUUGCACUUUCUCUUGCAUUAUAAAGCUCACAUGCACUUCCUCAUCUUUCUCAAAUUGCAUUCACUUCUCUUUUAACUUACUUGACAUAUUAUAUAUGUAGUGUGAAAAUUUUGCACUAAUUUUGAACAACAUUGUGGUAUUACUUCCAACAAUGUCGAGCCAAUUUUUAGUCAAGAAUGCUGCCAUUACUCUAGCAAUGGUGUUAUCAACUGUCUUCACGUCACUACCACAUCAGGCUGAGGGAGCUCGUGCUUUUUUCGUGUUCGGCGACUCCCUUGUUGACAAUGGCAACAACAACUACUUAGCCACCACCGCGCGGGCGGAUUCUCCACCGUAUGGCAUUGAUUACCCAACUCAUCGCCCGACCGGCCGGUUUUCAAAUGGCUACAACAUCCCUGAUCUUAUAAGUAAAAUCUUCAUUAUAUCCUUCAUAUUUUGCUGUAAAUAAUGUAUUAUGCCUUAUUGCUACCAUUCAAUUAUGUAACGUAUGAUGUUUGUGUAUAUUUAGGCCAAGCACUUGGGGCAGAAUCUACAUUGGCGUACUUAAAUCCGGAGCUCACUGGUCAAAGACUACUAGUUGGUGCGAAUUUCGCUUCUGCUGGAAUUGGAAUUCUCAACGAUACAGGGAUCCAAUUUGCAAACAUAAUAAGAAUAAACCAGCAAUUGGAGUUCUUUGCUCAGUAUCAGCAGCGAGUGAGUGCAAUUAUUGGUCCAGCGGGAACCCAGAGGCUGGUCAACCAAGCCUUGGUCCUAAUCGUACUAGGCGGAAAUGACUACGUGAACAACUAUUUCUUGAAUCCGCCCCUAACCGGAAGAAGAUUUCAGUAUAGUCUUGAGGAUUUCUCCGUUCUGCUCAUCACUGAAUACCGCAAGAUCCUUGAGAGAUUGUAUGAAUUGGGAGCUCGUAGAGUGCUGGUGACGGGUACGGGACCAAUUGGUUGCGUUCCGGCUUCAUUAGCCCAAUCGGGAAGUAGAAACGGGGAAUGUGCUCCUCUGCCUCAAAAAGCCGCGUCGAUUUUCAAUCCGCUUCUCAUCCAAAUGAUACGAAGCCUCAACCAAGAUAUUGGAUCCGACGUGUUCAUCGCUGCCAAUGCUAACCAAAUGCAGAAAAAUUUCAUCACCAGUCCCCAAGCCUUUGGUUUUAUUACUUCAAAACAAGCAUGUUGUGGACAAGGACCAUACAAUGGACUAGGAGUAUGCACAAUUGCAUCAAACCUUUGUCCCAAUAGAGAUGUUUACGCAUUUUGGGAUCCGUUUCACCCCACAGAACGCGCUAACAAGAUCAUUGUCCAGACCAUCGUCUCUGGAAGCACCGAAUACAUGAACCCGAUGAACCUGAGCACCAUCAUGGCUCUAGACUCCAACAUUUGAUAUUUACUCAAACUAGUUUUUUGUUUUCCUUUUGAAUGUUAAAUGAAGCACUUUCAAAAUGUAGUAUUGCUUACUCCUUUGAAAAAUUCGGGAUGCCAAUUAUAUUAUGGUACUGUCAAAUAGGCAUAUAGAUUGAAACUUGUCUUUUAGCUUAGCUCCAAAAGUGGACUGAGUUUUUAUAUUGCAAUUGUCUGCUCAAUUAAUCUAUCCCUCUCCGAAAGAGUGAAGUUUUGUUUAAGUUUUAUUCCAAUGGCUACAUUUGUAAGUUGUAACUAUCAUGGACGUGAAUUUUGUCAAACAGUCUAGUUUGUCUAACAUUUUUUGUUUUUCUGGGUCUAGGAGUGUAUCGUUGACCCAACAUAAAUAAUGGCCCGUCGGACAGUCUCCUAUCG